Messenger RNA from Hypanus sabinus (Atlantic stingray), 1172 nucleotides. RefSeq lists its product as uncharacterized. The record is from RefSeq and is a predicted model, not a curated record. Bases 1 to 810 code for a protein of 269 amino acids. The transcript is spliced from 4 exons. Lineage: Eukaryota; Metazoa; Chordata; Chondrichthyes; Myliobatiformes; Dasyatidae.
AUGGUCUGUCUAAGCCUGGCUACGAGCGGAGGAGAGAUGGCCAUAUGGCUUGCAAACCCAUCUAUUAACAACCUAGAGCGACAAAAACAUUUUCGCCAGCCCACUGUCCACAAAGAGCUCCUAGCAGCAGCCCGUCCUCACACACACACAGCCAAUCAGCGACCAGCUCUGGGAGAAGGAUGCGCUCAUUGGUUGAGGAGUGUCAGUGGGCGGGAGGCUGAGCACCCGGCCGGGCCGGAGUUUGGGACCGGGACCGAGUGGGCCGGAGACCGGGAACUGCGCCUCGGGUUUCGGCUGCACCACCGGCGGGUCGUGAAUCCUUUCGAAGGCAGAGCUGGAGAGACCGGCGGAGAUUCCGUGAGAUGUUUCAGCUACACGGAGGCGCCCGGCCUUUCCCCGCCGAGGAUCGGGGCCUGUUGUCUGGAGUUGUCUCCCAGACCCGUCCCUUCCUGCCGGGAGACGGGAGCUGCCCCGCAGCGGCUGCCGGUGGAUCCCCGGAGCUCUCACCGCUCCCCUGUGCAAUCCGAACGGCUGAAAACCAAGGGAGAACAAGGCGCAAAGUGGGGCCUUCUGGGAGUUGUAGUCAUUGGACCUCGCUCGCUCCCUGUCGAAGCAUGUUUUGUCAGCCACCACAGACGCCACCGAAACAGACCCACCGAGGCGCGAAGGGGAAUCACAACCGUCCUUGUGGGCGCCGAGGCCGGCGACACCGACAGAAGCGACUCGCUGAUCUCCGCCAUGGCGACGGAGCGGAAGAGGAGGGGCUGGUCAAGGGCCGAUUUCCUCCAGCCUAUCGCAGCUCAGACCUAACACUGACGCCUGCUGUCAUUGGCUGCAGUGCCUGUCGCUCAAAUGGGAACUCGGAGGGUGAUUAGUUUAUGUGAACGUCAGUCAGCCUUCCUGUCUUUAUGAGUUUGGAUUUGGAUUUAUAACGGGACAGGAAGCAAAUUGGGAGAAAUGUGAGUUUUUAUGUGAUGGUGCAUCAGUCUCCGAGUUACAUUAUUAACAAUAAAAGGGCAAAGGCCGUGGUGAGGAAGGAGGUGAUUUACUGGAGGUUAUAUGGAGAUAAUAUUGGAAGGGAUAUCAAACUUGGAAUUGUUUGGGAUAUGAUUUAGAAAAUGGGGGGAUUUGUGGGGAUCAUAAUAUUCCUGUGUUGAUUAUUGAGGGCAAAA